Messenger RNA from Aspergillus saccharolyticus JOP 1030-1, 546 nucleotides. RefSeq lists its product as uncharacterized. The transcript is spliced from 3 exons. The annotation marks the transcript as partial. NCBI's taxonomy places the organism in Eukaryota, Fungi, Ascomycota, Eurotiomycetes, Eurotiales, Aspergillaceae. The record is from RefSeq and is a predicted model, not a curated record.
ACAGGCUCUCUUGGACUUGUGUAUGGAGGUGUUGCAGGCGUCAUCCGGUCUCCUAAUCCGGUGAUCCAUUCUCUCUCUUAUGGUGUUCAGUGGGCUGCAACUGGGAGUUUCUUCUGGUUCCUGAGAGACAAUAUAUUGAAGCUUCAUUUUGAAAACAAGGCCGAUUCAAAGCAACUUGCUUAUGUCAGCGCUCUGUCAGGGGGUGUUUCUGGCGGCACUGUUACUCGAUUACUAGGGGGUCGACUAAUUCCAGGAGUGGUGUUCUUUUCGGCACUAGGCUAUUUGGGUCAAAGUACUUAUAAUGCGAUCGACGCAUGGCAAUUAGAAAAGGCCAACACGCCAUCGAAGCCGAUCCUCCAGCGGAUCGCCGAUUCGAAAUGGAUUCCGCUCAAGUCGCUCUCAGAUGACGACUACAGGGGGAUUCUGCGUGAGAAGCUCCUCAGCAUUGAGGCUGAGAUUGCCCUUUUGGACGAAAAAAUCGAAGGGCUUGAGAAGCUCAAAUCGCAAGGGUUGGACUUGCCCUCGUCCGACUCUGAAACCAAAUGA